UUCGUACCGAGGAUCUUUACUAUUUAUAAACCUCUUUCCGGGCAAAAUUCGAUUUGCUUCUUCCAAUUCUGGUCGUUUUCGGUUUCUUUAUGUUUUUGAGUUGGGUACGUACUUGUCUUGCCGGUGGUGCCGAAUAAUGAUGGUAAGGGACAGACAUAAUUCCAUUAGGGAACUUGCAUGGAAUGUAGAAGUAGCCAUAUGGAGUUUACAUGAGGGCGAAGGAGAGUAUCCUCGCCAACUAGAUCAGAAGAUGCUGGUAUGUGCCUAUGAAUCGCACAUUUCAUGCCUUUCGAGUUCCGACCGCGGCAUCAGACGGAAGGAAUAAAGUAUGUUAUGGAGCAGAGAAGGGCGAGUUCCCCCCAAAAACGCCUGAGCAUGUGCCUUUUCCGCCCAUUCCCC
Molecule: messenger RNA, 399 nt
Organism: Aspergillus welwitschiae
Lineage: Eukaryota; Fungi; Ascomycota; Eurotiomycetes; Eurotiales; Aspergillaceae
Exons: 1
Coding region: 137-325 (62 amino acids)
Source: RefSeq, a predicted model, not a curated record